UCAAGUUUUGUGGGGUCUUUUCUUUUUUGGUUUCUUUUUGAGGGUGGGUCACACCCGGCAGUGCUCAAGAGUCACUCCUGGCUCCGCAUCAGGCAUUACUUCAGGAGGUGCUCGGAUGCGGGGUAUCAGACCCGGGUCCAAUGCCCAGACGCUGUACUAUCUCUCCAGCCCGUUUGUUUUUGUUUGUGUGUUUCUGGGUCACAUCCCUGCAGUUCCCGGGCUACUCCAGGAGAAGUUGAGGCAGGGGGAGGGGCACUCUCGUGCCGGGGAAUCCAGCCCCGCAGGGCCUCCCGCUCGCGGGCAAAGCUUUCAGCCCUUUGAUCUCUCUGGCUGAAAAAGACCUGGUGGACGGGGAGGAGUUUGCAGACAAACGCAAAAUCGGUUCUUUCAGGCGCAAGUGUCCCUGCUAAGCCCAAGCCUAGAGGAGGCCCGGCCGUGUGGCGGAGAGGUGUGACCCCGAAGGCUCCGAGGAUUGGACGCGGCGAGGCAGGAGCCGCCUACUAGGCGCUCGCGGCGGCAGAGGGCCAGGUUGUGGGGUCGCCCAGGUUGAAAGACUGGUCGAAGCCACGCGAGCGUGAGUCAGCGCUGCCCCAGGGGCCCUCCGCCCCUUGGGGGUGAGUCGUCUUCGGGGAGCGGAGGAGAAGAAGGCCGGAGAAACUGGGCCAGGCUGCACUUGGAACUCGAGGGUCCUCGAGGCCUCUCCGCCGAGUCUGAAGCCCGGGGCGCUACACGCACUUGAGCAUGAAGAGUUGCGGGAGCAUGCUGGGGCUGUGGCGGCCGCGGCUCCCCCCGCCGGGGCUCCUGCUCCUGCUGCCGUUUCUGCUGCCGCUGCUCCUGCCCGCGGCUCCUGCGUCCCACCGCGCCUCCUACAAGCCGGUCAUCGUGGUGCACGGGCUCUUUGACAGCUCGUACAGCUUCCGCCACCUGCUGGAAUACAUCAACGAGACACAUCCCGGGACUGUGGUGACAGUGCUGGAUCUCUUCGAUGGCAGAGAGAGCCUGCGACCCCUGUGGGAGCAGGUGCAAGGGUUCCGAGAGGCCGUGGCCCCCAUCAUGGCAAAGGCCCCGGAAGGGGUGCAUCUGCUCUGCUACUCACAGGGGGGGCUGGUGUGCCGGGCCCUUCUCUCCGUCAUGGAUGAGCACAAUGUGGAUUCUUUCAUCUCUCUCUCUUCUCCACAAAUGGGACAGUAUGGAGACACAGACUAUCUGAAGUGGCUCUUUCCCACCUCCAUGAGGUCCAACCUCUACAGGAUCUGCUACAGCCCUUGGGGCCAGGAAUUCUCCAUCUGCAACUACUGGCAUGACCCCCACCACGAUGACUUGUACCUCAAUGCCAGCAGCUUCCUGGCCCUCAUCAAUGGGGAAAGAGACCAUCCCAAUGCCACAGCAUGGCGGAAGAACUUUCUCCGAGUGGGCCGCUUGGUGCUGAUUGGGGGCCCCGAUGACGGUGUUAUCACCCCAUGGCAGUCCAGCUUCUUUGGUUUCUAUGAUGCAAAUGAGACGGUGUUGGAGAUGGAGGAGCAGCUGGUUUAUCUUCGGGAUUCCUUUGGGUUGAAGACUCUGCUGGCCCGGGGGGCCAUCGUGAAGUGUCCGAUGGCCGGGAUCGUGCACACGGCCUGGCACUCGAACCGCACCCUGUACGACACCUGCAUUGAACCGUGGCUCUCCUGAGGACAUCCACAGGGACCUGUCCCCCUGCAGGCCCUGGCCCAGAGACCAAGCGGUGGCCUUGGAUAGCCGAGGCCAGGCUGUGGUGUGCCUCACUGCCCCCACACUGCCCCCUACCAGCCAGGGCUCCCCACCCCCCCAGCUCCUCUGUGAAUGACAGCACGUCCUGGACGCCCCACCUCGCGUGCCCUCCUUCGGAGGCUGCUCCUCCCGCGUCCUCCCGAGGCUGAGGAUGGGAAGUGACACACCAGGUUUUCCACGCUGGCCGCUGCUGCUGCUUCAUCUCUGGCCAUGCCGGGGGAGAGCCCAGCCUCUGCCCACACGAGGCUCUCCUUCCCGGCCACUCAGGACAUUUUUAGCUUCUGUUCUUCCCCCGGAUCUCUUUUUUCUCUGAACUCCCCCGUCGUCAGCCCUCCCAACCUCUGGAAGGACUAACUCGUGAGCGUGGGGUUCUGAGGUUCCCCUAUGGGGACAGUUCCGUUCUUGAAGUGUCAGUGUUGGGGAAUAUCUGUGGCCUGCGAGGCCCAUCUCAGGUUUGGGGAUCCCCCAGUCCCUAUGUUCAGUGUUGGGGUACCCCUGGGGGCCUAGUUUCUUUGAGGCCCCAGCCCCUCUUUUAGCUACCCAUGAAUGGGUACGGCCCCAGUAUUU
Messenger RNA from Sorex araneus (European shrew), 2316 nucleotides. RefSeq names its product palmitoyl-protein thioesterase 2 (gene PPT2). Lineage: Eukaryota; Metazoa; Chordata; Mammalia; Eulipotyphla; Soricidae. The transcript is spliced from 9 exons. The record is from RefSeq and is a predicted model, not a curated record. Gene Ontology annotation, molecular function: palmitoyl hydrolase activity; thiolester hydrolase activity. Gene Ontology annotation, cellular component: lysosome. Bases 742 to 1671 code for a protein of 309 amino acids.